Messenger RNA from Coregonus sp. 'balchen', 5790 nucleotides. The record is from the annotation of a GenBank genome assembly. NCBI's taxonomy places the organism in Eukaryota, Metazoa, Chordata, Actinopteri, Salmoniformes, Salmonidae.
GACCUGGAGCAGUAUGCGUCCAGCUACAGUGGUCUGAUGCGUAUUGAGAGGCUGCAGUUCAUAGCAGAGCACUGUCCCCAGCUCCGCGCAGAGGCCCUGAAAAUGGCCCUGUCUUUCGUCCACAGGACCUUCAACGUAGACGUGUAUGAGGAAAUCCACCGCAAACUCACAGAGGCCACCAGGUAGGUGUAGCACAGCCCUAGCUUAGCCUAGUACAUACCAGCAUAGCACAGAGAAGGUACAGCAAAGUGGAGUGGUUACUACUAGAACGUAGUAUGUAAUUUUUAAUUGUUUUGGAAAGUGCUUUUUGUCAUUUUCGUUGAGUGUUUGAUUGAUUUGAGUUCUGUGUUUGUGUUCAGAGAGGUCCAGGGGGCUCCAGAUGCUGUGGUGGAGGGCGGGGCAGUGGACCCCCCUCCUCUGGACACAGCAUGGGCCGAGUCGACCAGGAAAAAGGCCCUGCUCAAACUGGAGAAAUUGGACACUGACCUGAAGAACUACAAAGGCAACUCCAUCAAAGAGAGCAUCAGGUGGGUGGGAGAAACUACAGUUGUUAGCAUCAAGUAGAUAAUAAACCGAUUGGGUAAACCUCACCUCUGAGAGUGCUGCAUCUAUUUGCAAAUCUUGAUCACUUAGAAGUAAUCACUGAGUAGUUGACUAGUAGUAGUAGUUUUUAAUGUAAGGUCAUUUGGAAUGGAACAUUCAUUUGUAGAUCAGUGAUUCUGCGUAGUGCUUUGUUCAGGCCAAAGGGGGGGAUCUGAAUUUUCCUUUCUCGACCUCUGUGGUACUGGGCCGAACCCUCUCACUAAUGUUUAUUUCACCUCAGGAGGGGUCAUGAUGACCUUGGGGACCACUACUUGGACUGCGGUGACCUCAGCAACGCCCUUAAGUGCUACUCCCGAGCCCGAGACUACUGCACUAGCGCCAAGCAUGUCAUAAACAUGUGUCUUAAUGUCAUCAAGGUAUGUCAUCAUUAAUCAUAAUGAUAGUUAGUGGUCCUAGCUUUUUGGUCAAUGCACUUAAUCCUGAUGUAAAGUCUGGAGGGCAGAAGGGUUAUAUUCCUCUCUCGUUCUCUCUCUCUGCCUCACUCGCUCUCAGCCUCUUGCUUUCUCUGUGAUCUGAUUAACUCCAGUGACUAGCACUAGAGGGCAGUCUUGACAUUUGUGUCCUAUAGAGUUUCUUAAGGAAUUUAGUGUGUUUUCAUCUAUUAGGUUAGCGUCUACCUCCAGAACUGGUCCCACGUCCUUAGUUAUGUGAGCAAAGCUGAAUCCACUCCAGAGAUAGCAGAGGUAAGUCAUGGGUUCCUCUGAGAGCGAGAACAUAAGUGCUCUACUGUCUUCUAAAAAAAACACAGACGGGUUCUUCAUUACUGAGGGAAUAUCUUUAUUUUUGUUUCAGCAAAGAGGGGAGAGAGAUUGCCAGAGUCAGUCAGUCCUCACCAAAUUAAAAUGUGCUGCAGGUAAUUCACUCACUAUCUUUGUUGUUCUACAAAGAGAUGUACAUACUGUAAGUGUUUUCACCUGUUGCUAUCUAGAGGGUAUAAAACUCACUAACAACAGAUGCAGACACUCAUGCUAAUGUUUUGUUUCAAUUAAAAUUGAUUCGUUUUAAACCCCCCUCUGCUUUGACUAGAUUACAAAGUUAUCUUCCCACACUCAGGUUCAUUUGACCUCUCGUUCUUUCUCCUUGUUUCUCCUCCACAUCUGUAUAUCUGUCUCUGUCACCCAGGGCUAGCUGAGCUGGCCUCCAGAAAGUACAAACAAGCAGCCAAGUGCUUCCUGCUGGCCUCCUUCGACCACUGUGACUUCGCUGAGGUUAGUGUGUCUGCCUGCCUGUCUGUGUAGUACUUUAAAGGUGAAGUCUGUGACUUCCCUGUGUUGUUCUGUGAUAAUUUGUUAUUGUUUAUCAACAAUGGGGAAGGCAACAACAACUAGGACAAGGGUAAUUGGACAAUUGUAAAGACAAUUGCUACUUGAUAAAUGCUCAUAAUUUGUUUUUCUGUUGGAUGUACAAACCUCUAUUGUGUGUAUGUGUCCAGCUCCUGUCCCCCAGUAAUGUAGCUGUGUACGGAGGGAUGUGUGCCCUCGCCACCUUCGACAGACAGGAGCUACAGAAGAAUAUAAUCUCAAGCAGGUGUGUGUGUGUGUGUGCAAAUGCCUGUGUAUCUGCUGUAUAAAUGGUGUGUGUGUUCAUGUAACUAACGAGCUGUGUUACCAUCCACCAUCUUUGAAUCAUGUAUUUUAUGUCCUCCCAGCUCGUUUAAGUUAUUCUUAGAGUUGGAACCUCAGGUCCGUGACAUCAUCUUUAAGUUCUAUGAGUCAAAGUACGCUUCCUGUCUCAAAAUGCUGGACGAGAUCAAGGUGAGAUUGAUCUAAUUAAUUAAUUAUCUAUGAUUAUCAAUCGAUACUAAUGAUUGCAUUGAUGUGAAAAACACAAAAUGGGUAGCAAAAAAACUUGAAAACGGGAAUUAAACAAAGUAAGAACCAAGUAACAUGACUUCCUACGUUGAAAGCUAUGAUGUAUUUUCAUUAUGUUGAUAAAAUAUAUUUGAAACCUGUCCUAAAUGCAGACUGCUUCUCUUAUUUCUCAGGAUAACCUGCUGUUAGACAUGUACCUGGCCCCCCACGUACGGACCCUCUACACACUGAUCAGGAACAGAGCCCUUAUACAGGUGAGACGGACAGGAAAGGACCGGUGGGACUGACAGGACAGGUGGGACUGGGGGACAGGAACACUUUUCCUCCAGUACUCCCAUAUAAUACUGAACAUCACCCUGGACAUCCAAAGUAUUCUGUUGUUUUCCUUAUACACUCACAACUACGGAUGGGUUUGAUUAGUCAAUUAAGGGCUCCCCCAUUGACGUAAAAAAAUAAAUAGGCUAUCGAUGCGUCUGGGGGAAAGAAUCGGAUACAAAACUUUUCUCUCACUAACCAUGUUACCAUCCACAGUUUUUAUGCGAGUAAAGUCAUCAUACCGUUCCAAAAAAAAUUGCGACAGUUUCGGUACAAUUUGUUCGUUCGACAUGGUGGGAUCUUUUUGUGUCGGUAAAAUUAAUUAUGCGAGAAAUGGGGGUGGAAACGCCUCUGCACAAAUAUUGAUAUAAUAACCACCAUAUCAAAGUAUGCGUAUUCUAGAAUAUUCACAUUAAAAUCUGUCGCUAAUUGGAUGGAAAUCUACUGUCGCUCUUCUAGCUCAGGCAGCAAUCAAUACUACAUUUAGCUGAGGAAUCUGAGGAAAUGUGUCUGAAUGACCCUGGGUCAAACCUCUACAGGGGAUGGAACCCUAUUCCCUCUAUAGUGCACUACUUCUGACCGUAGCCCUGUUUGGGACGCAACCAGGGUUAACUGGACUAGCAGGUGAAGUAUGGCACCUAAAAUGGUUGUUCUGCUAAUGUUAUUUAAUCUUAUGCCCUAAUAUUAGACAUUGUUCUUCUGCUUGACCUCUUGGUGUCCUUUUUCUCUUUUAGUGCAGUGGGAUGCUUGUUGGAGGGUGUGAGUUACGCUGGUGUAAUGUUAUUUAGGUUGUAAAUUAAUAAAUAUAUAAUUAAAAUAGUUUGGUUUGGGGAUCAUGAACAUUCAGUCCCGUGUAGCUCAGUUGGUAGAGCAUGGCGUUUGCAACGCCAGGGUUGUGGGUUCGAUUCCCACGGGGGACCAGUAUGAAAAUGUAUGCACUCACUAACUGUAAGUCGCUCUGGAUAAGAGCGUCUGCUAAAUGACUAAAAUGUAAUUCAGAGCAGGUUUUCUCUCCCCGGCUCCCAAGGCCAGUAUUAGUGUGUGUGUUUUGCAGCAAGGUCUGCUGUAAUGUACACUGUUGUGUUUUUCUUUUGUGUGGUGUGGGCUAAGGGCAUGCAUGUGUGUGCACUACCUCAAUCUCUACUUUUCAUUCAGAUGUAUGACUAAGAUGUUAACGUGUAUAUGUGUUGCAGUACUUCAGCCCGUACGUGUCUGCAGACAUGACUAAGAUGGCCCAGGCCUUCAACACCACAGUGUUAGCUCUGGAGGACGAACUCACCCAGCUCAUACUGGAGGGACUUAUCAACGCACGCAUAGACUCCCACAGCAAGGUAACACACCCACACUCAAGAGUCAAGUCACAUAUAAACCCCACCCCAUCUCUCUCACUCGCUCGCGCACACACACACACACUAGAUGAGCUCAGAUCACUCGUUAUAAUCUUAUAAUGCAGCACGGAAUGUUGAUUUGACAGUGACCCAAAUGGUUUGCCACAGCGCUCUUAUCCUCAGCCUGUCUCUCUCCUCCCUUCUCUCGUUGAGAUGCCAAGCACAUUUAUGUACAAACAGACUAUGAAAUACUAUCUCUCAUCUCAGAUCCUGUAUGCGCGGGACGUGGACCAGCGGAGCCACACGUUUGAGAAGUCUAUCCACAUGGGCAAGGAGUUCCAGAGGCGAGCCAAAGCCAUGAUCCUACGAGCUGCCGUGCUGCGCAACCAGAUACAUGUCAAGGUACCACUGCGCACGGGGUCUCCCAGGGGUUUUCUGGCUGCUUUCUCUUUACUCAUCUAUCUCGAUUUUUUGCCUUUUCCCUCUAGGAUAUGGACAUCUCUCAGAAAUGCUAUUUCUUUCUUUUGACAUCCAUGCCUCAAUCAGCCUUCAAUCAGUGCCGCCAUCUAAUCAUCUCUUAUUUCUGUCUCUCUCUUUCCCUUUACCCAUAUCCACUUUGUCUUCCUUUCAUUCUCUCUCUCGUUGACCUCUGGUCCACCCGUCCUCUCUCCAGGCCCGUCCUCCCCCUCUCCUCCUCAUCUCUGUUCCUCUCAGCCACUGCUCAUUUCCACACAUCAUGGGAUCUGAAAUAAGACCUUAGAUUCAGAGGAAGAAUAUAUGUCGUGUGUCCCUCUCUCCCCAGUCUAUGCCAUGAUCUUACAGUACCAGAGACUAGUUGCAAACUCAACACUUUUUAUACUGUAUGCUUUGUACAUUUUCCUUUUGAUACAUAUACUGUAUGUUCUUACGAAUGCAGGAUGAUAAUUAAGAUCUGUUUCCUUCCAUCUUUGCUUAUAGAGGAUGUCAACCACUCAACCUUAUUUUUCUCUCUCCAUUUCCCCCUUUUCCCCUCCCUCUCUCUCCAGUCUCCUCCCAGGGAGGGCAGCCAAGGUGAACUCAACUCUGCCAACAGCCAAUCACGAAUGAGCACCAACAUGUGAACAUUUCCAUGAGACCUCUCUUACAGGAAGUUACCAUGUCGGGGGGGUUCCGCCAGGGGGACCUAGCACCCCUCCAAUCUGAGGAUCCCCCUCCUCCUUCUGACUCAGUGCUGCAUCUUGCCUGCUGAAAGAAAAAUACAGAGACGUCAACUUCAAUAGACUGUGUCUCAAAUUGCACCCCUAUUCACUAUAUAGUGCACCAUGUUUGACCAGGGCCUAUAGAGCUCUGGUCAACCGUAGUGCCGUUUUGGAUGCAGCCUAGGACUCUGUUCAUGUGGGAAGUGAACAGUGGUAGUCUGUGUAAACUGAAGACACUUGAUGAGCAACCUGAGUGUGUUAAUGUUGUAGUGGAGAGGCUGUGAGUGUGUAGAGUUGAGUGGCACUCAGUCGCUUCACAGUACUGUCCUCUUUUUCCUUUGUAUAAGAUGUACUUUUCUCUUUCAUUCUUUCUUUCUCAUGAUGAUUGACUUUGAAUGCAUCCACUGAGAAAUAAACAGAACACACACUUCAGAACCAAUGUCCACAAGAUCUGAUUUUAAAAUAAAUGUGUAUGAUAAUCAGAAGCGUGGUCAGGACAUUUUGUCUUCUCACAAUAUACCUUUGUUUACCAAUUGCGCAAUAAACCGAUUUCAC